GACGCUUCCUCUGUUUCGUGGUGGGACAGAGUCGCUACCAAUUCACGGUCCUACCGUUUGGUCUGUCCACUUCCCCCAGGGUCUUUACAAAGUAUAUGGUGGUGGUAGCGGCCUACCUCAGACGCCAGGGGGUCCAAAUAUUCCCAUAUCUGGACAACUGGCUAGUCAAAGGCACCUCCCGGUCGCAGGUGAGGGAUCAUGUGGCGCUCCUCCUGUCCAUGUGCACCGCCUUGGGCCUGUUGGUAAACAACACCAGGGCCACGUUAGUCCCAGUCCAACGCAUAGAGUUUAUCGGGGUGCUACUGGACGCAAUGUCUGCCAGAGCCUCUCCCCCACCAGACAGGUUCGAGACCCUGAAAGGGCUCAUCGACUCGGUCACAAGGUUCGCAGUGCUGACAGUCAGGGCUUGCCUGUAACUGCUGGGUCAUAUUCUGAGUCUGUGCACACAGACAUGAGGCCCCUCCAGCUCUGGCUGGCCUCGCAGUUCUCUCAGGCCAUGGACAGGAUGGACAAGGUCCUCACCAUGCCAGACUCUGUGAUCACCUCCCUACGGUGGUGGUCCACCCCAAACAACAUGUUCCAAGGGGUCCCGUUCAGGGACAGGGCCCUGUCGUUGGAGCUGUGUCCGACGUGUCAGACCUGGGUUGGGGGGCCCAUGUGGGGAACUUUCAGACCCAAGGCCUGUGGUCUUUGCAAGACCUACCCCUUCAUAUAAAUGUCAAGGAACUCAGGGCGGUGCGACUGGCGUGUAUGGCGUUCCGCUCGCACCUGGAGGCCAAGGUAGUCAGGAUCCUCACGGACAACACGGCCUCAAUGUUCUAUAUCAACAGGCAAGGCGGGGCCUGAUCCUCUGCCCUCUGCCAUGAAACCUUCAGUCUGUGGGACUUCUGUAUAGCCCACAACAUCUACUUAAAAGCCUUCCACCUGCCGGGCGCCCGGAAUGUGAGGGCGGAUCGCUUAAGCAGGAAUUUUUCCUCUCAGCACGAGUGGUCGCUACACCCGGAAGUGGCUCACUAACUCUUCCAAAGGAGGGGUACUCCCAAGGUGGACCUAUUUGCAACCAGGCAGAACCGACGAUGCCCCUGGUUCUGCUCCGGGGGGGCCUAGGGAGGGGCGCUAUCUCCGAUGCCUUUACCCUGUCCUGGUCAGGCCAGCUCCUCUAUACCUUUCCCCUGUUCCCUCUGAUCAGCAAGGUUCUGGAGAAAAUAAAGACGGACAAAGCCAGGGUCCUCCUCAUUGCCUCAGCGUGGCCCAGGCAACACUGGUACGGGACCCUAUCGGGCUGGCGGUAGCUCCGCCAUGGCAGUUGCUGCUCUGCCUGGACCUGCUCUCUCAUGACCAGGGCCACCUCCUCCAUCCCAACUUAGCAACACUUCAUCUCACUGCAUGGCUGCUCAAUGGCUAGGUGGCAAGGAAAGGACAUGCUCGGAACAGGUUCAGCGCGUCCUCCUCAAAAGUAGAUGGUCCUCCACUCGCUGGUCCUAUGUGGCGAAGUGGUCUUGGUUUUCGAGGAGGGUGGCAGGCCAGGGUGUUUCCCUGACGGCCACCCCGAUUCAGCUUAUCCUUGAUUACCUCCUCCACCUGAGGGCCCAGGGACUGGCACCCUCAUCAGUCAGGGUACACUUGGUGACCAUAUCAGCCUUUCAUCCCCCGGUGCAAGGGCACACAGUGUUUUCCCAUGCUAUUACUGGCUGGUUCCUUAAGGGUUUGGACCAUCUCUACCCAUAUUCCAAGCCCCUGGUUCCGCAAUGGGAUCUAAACCUGGUGCUGGCUUGUCUCACGGGGGCCCCAUUUGAACUACUGGCCACGUGUUUCUGGUCUCACCUCUCAUGGAAGGUGGCCUUCCUGGUAGCUAUCACGUCAGUCAGGCGGGUCUCGGAGCUCAGGGCCCUAGCCUUUGAACCGCCGUAUACGGUUUUACAUAAGGACAAGGUCCAGAUCCACCCACACGCCGCAUUCCUUCCAAAGGUGGUCUCCACCUACCACCUGGGUCAGGACAUUUUUCUGCCAGUCCUCUGCCCCAAGCCUCACACGACUAGUGAGGAACGCCGUCUCCACACGCUCAAUGUGAGGCGAGCUCUGGCUCUCUACCUCGAGCGGACCAAGCCAUUCAGAAAGUCAUUGCAACUGUUCAUUGCCUCGGCUGAGCGCACGAAGAAUUAGCCGAUUUCCACUCAGCGGCUUUCUAAGUGGAUCACUUCAUGCAUCUGUCCCUGUUAUGAGCUGACAGGUGUCCCCCCGCUAUUCAUUGUGAGGAC
Dermochelys coriacea (leatherback sea turtle) is the source of this 2258-nucleotide messenger RNA. RefSeq lists its product as uncharacterized. The transcript has 2 exons. The record is from RefSeq and is a predicted model, not a curated record. Bases 1387 to 2163 code for a protein of 258 amino acids. Lineage: Eukaryota; Metazoa; Chordata; Testudines; Dermochelyidae.